Oreochromis aureus is the source of this 5157-nucleotide messenger RNA. It is a transcript of the gene mri1, whose product is annotated as methylthioribose-1-phosphate isomerase 1. The record is from RefSeq and is a predicted model, not a curated record. Gene Ontology annotation, molecular function: S-methyl-5-thioribose-1-phosphate isomerase activity. The coding region runs from base 598 to 1659 and encodes 353 amino acids. Lineage: Eukaryota; Metazoa; Chordata; Actinopteri; Cichliformes; Cichlidae. The transcript is spliced from 6 exons.
GCUAAUAACGUGCGUGAGUGUGAAAUUUCCCCAGACAAAAGGUGGGGGGGGAAGAAAAAAAUAAGAGGAAAAGGUGGGGGGAAGGGAUGGCGCACAGAGGCAUAAGAGGGGAGCCUUAAAGAAAUUGGACAACCCCGCGAGACUUUAGUGGGCGUGGACAGCGAGGCCAGGGCUUCCUGCUCGGAUGAACACGUGGUUCCGUGUCUGCCUUCCUGCUCGUCUGUCAGUGUGUGUGUGUGAAGGUUUCCAGCCCUUCUCUCACUCCUCUCCCUUUCAUCCUCCCAUACAGCAGACAGCACACCACCUUCUCUCCUUCCUCCGUCCCACCCGCACCUCCUCAUCCUCCCGCUACACUUUCCUCCUCUUUGCGACGGGACUGCCGACAGCCAGGCCGCGGUCACUUCAGCGUGGAUCAGCUCAGAGAGGGAGAACGAGUGUGUGUGUGAGUGUGUUAGUGUGUGUAUAUGUGUGUGUGUGGAAGUGUGAGUGAGUGAGUGAGUGAGUGAGUGAGUGCGUGUGCGCGCACCCGCCGGCAACCGGUCCAUCCGCGUUAUUCCCCCUCACCCCCUUCCCGCUAUCCUGCCUCGUUGCUCGGUCAUGACGCUGGAAGCGAUCCGCUACCGGACCGGGUCUCUGCAGAUCCUCAACCAGCUGCUGCUGCCACACCAGACCGUUUACGAUGACAUCCGCUCGGUGCAGGACGCUUAUGAGGCCAUCAAGUCCAUGAAGGUGCGCGGGGCUCCGGCCAUCGCCAUCGUUGGCUGUCUCAGCUUGGCCGUGGAGCUGCGGGCAGGCGCCGGAGGUGACGACCCUGUGACCUUCAUCAGGGAGUCUCUGUGUCACCUGACCUCAGCGAGGCCCACCGCCGUCAACAUGGGCCGCGCCGCCCGCGAGCUGAUGGAGUUUGCAGAGAAUGAGAGUAUGGAGAAGAACUCUGAGCAGCUCAGAGAAAGUGUAAUUGCCUGGAUCGAAGACAUGCUGGAGCGUGACGUCAAUGACAACAGGAAGAUCGGUAACUAUGGAGCUCAGCACAUCCUUUCUGGCGUCCCGAGGGACUCGGUGACCAUCCUCACACACUGCAACACCGGCUCACUGGCCACAGCUGGAUACGGGACGGCGCUGGGCGUGGUGAGAAGCCUCCACGCGCUGGGCAGGCUGAAGCGCGUGUACUGCACAGAGACGAGGCCGUACAACCAGGGGUCCAGACUGACGGCGUACGAGGCUGUAGCGGAGGGAAUCCCUGCCACGCUUAUAACAGACAGCAUGGCCGCCCUCACCAUGAGGGAGAUGGACAUCACAGCUGUGGUGGUGGGUGCAGACAGGGUGGUUGCUAACGGUGACACAGCCAACAAGGUCGGCACGUACCAGCUGGCUAUCGCCGCUAAGCACCAUGGGAUACCUUUCUAUGUGGCGGCACCCAGCACGUCGUGUGACCUGAGCCUGGAGAGCGGCAGGGACAUCAUCAUCGAAGUGCGCCCCCCCGAGGAACUCACUUCUAUAAACGGGGUUCCCAUCGCUGCCCCAGGUAUCGAAGUGUGGAACCCGGCCUUCGACGUGACCCCUCACCAGCUCAUCACAGGAGGCAUCAUCACAGAGCUGGGAGUCUUCCUCCCCUCUGAGCUCCAGGCGGCGCUCACCGGCCGCCUCACUGCCCUCUAGAGCCACUCGGCUCCUCCUGCUGGUCCGUGUGCACCACUGCACGUUUACGUCACACUAAGAGACACUUUCUCAUCAUCACAGAUAACGCACAGUUGUAUUUCUAAUUGAAUUUUGUUCAAUACACAGUCACUGUUGCAUUCAGUGGUGCACACAGGAGAAAAAAAAUCUUGUCACUUCUCCACAUACACAGCUACAUAGAGUCUCACUGCAGGGAGUCGAGUAGCCACACACGUGCAGUCUCCCCUUUCUUUUAAAUCCCUGUUCUGUCUUUGCCUUUCACCUCCAAAGCUUUCCAUCGCAUCUGUCAUUGUCUCUUUCCGCCUCUCUCUCUUUCCAAAUGGCUUCUGUACCAACAAAAAAAAGCUCAGCUGGACUCGAACCCAGAAAUUCAAUUUGGCAAACAAACCUAAAUGAGACCUAAAAGUCACAUUUUAACAACUUAAAUAAUAAAACGAAAGUCUAAAUAGCACGACUGAUUCUUUAAAUUGAAACAAGUCGUGGUUUCUAAAAUGCUGCUACCUACUUGUAAAUAUAUAUAUCCUUGCUGGUAGUGUGUACAUAUGUAGAAACUAACCACUGCUCGUGAAACGCGCCGCUUUUUCAUCCAAAUAAGCGGUUAUGUAAAAAAUACAUUUCCCAUCUAAAAAUGUUAUAUUAACAUUUCAUGUCUUUUGCUCAGUGUAGGAACUUUUUUGUAAUAGACAAAUUCAAAUUUUUAGCUCAUAGUCUUAAUAUGGAAGAAUUGUGUUUCUCACUUUUUAACCCGUGUGUCAAAAUAAUUGGAACGAUCGGUCACGCUAGUCAGCUGAAGCCUUUAACGUCACAUGGCUGCUUUUAUACCUCACUCCUUAUUUGCGUCUUGCUCUUCCCAGUUAUACUGUAUCAUACCACACAUGUACUCUCAUAAUAGACUUGUAUAAACUGAUCAGCCACAGCAUUAAAACCACCUGCAGAAACGGGUCCAGAUCGGUCUCUUUCUGAUGCAUCCCGUGGCCGCUCGAUCAGAUUGAGAUCCGGGGAGUUUGGAGGCUGGACAGCACUUUGGGCUGCCUGUCACGCUUCUCUGUAAGGAAGAAUCAUUACAAAAAAUAGGAGUUAAAGGAGUAGUUUGCUUCAAAAUGAAGGUUUAGUUAUUGGCUUGUGUGCACAUCAGUCGAGACUUUUAAAAUAAUUUUUUGAUGUCAGCUUUCCUGCUUAGAAACGAAUCUCUCUCCAGAUGGUGCGUUUAACGACAUCAGCCUCAACACACGAAAAGCUCCACAAAAAAGGAUUUUUACUCUCACACUUCCUGCUCUGCGUGACGCAGCAGACAAACACAGCUGACAAGUAGAAGAAAGAGAUGGUUGCUUUGAUUUGACUCCAAGCUAAUGGUUAGGUUGCUCUGUGACCACAGAGUGUCAUCAUAACAAACUGCUUUGCUAACACAUCCGCCUUGAUGGCUUGUUUUAACAUUGGCUUAAGCAGCCUAAUGAUUAUAUUCCAAACCAUGUGAGUGAAAUCUCCAGUGUUCAGUCCUUUGUUGCGUGUCAUACACCCACAUCUCUGCCUUUAUGUCAAGCUGCUCUUAACUGCCAAAUAAAUACCAAAAUACUCUUUUAAUAUCUCUGUUACUUUGUGUGUUGUUAGUUUGUUUUGCCACUAAAGUGUGGAAAACAAAUCAUUGCAGUUUUAAAGCCCUCCAGUAUUGACAUCAUGCUGGCGUUUCAAAGUGUCAGAGACACAAAACUUAGUCGAAAGGUUAAGUCUUAGAUUUCAGACUAACUAGUUGGGCCAUACAAACCUGAGAGACUGUCACAAAUUUAAUGUGGGGGUGAGCAGGAGCUGACUGUCUCUUUUUGUGGGGGUGUGAACCACUCGUUUAUGAUGGAGGGCAUCUUCUGCGUUACGUACUUUUACGCCACCACCAAUGAGAAUGUAACAUUUAAGUCGUAUAAAUGUUGUUUUCGUUUGGGGCCGGACGUCAGACACUCAGCCACUUCUUGCCUUUGCGCUCACCUUCGAAUGUGUUUCGACCGCUUGGACUAAUCCCUCCUCAUAAACUGAAAUAUGUUUUACAAAGAUCGACUCCCGGACAAGCUCACGACUCGCCGAAAUCUGUGCCGUGAGCGACUGAAAGCAGGUCGAUAUCAAGAAGUACACAAAGGUUUUGUUUUUUUCUCAGAAGUUAUUGUUUGACAUUUCUGGCCCCUGACUUUCUUUUCUCUAUCCUGAUGAAAGAACAGGACUAUAAAGGAAAAAUGAAUUUCAUAAUAGUAGGAAAUGCCAGACUCGUCUAGUGCUGAAACUAUUUGUACAGGAAAAGAAUGAAUAUCUUAACAAUAUAGCAGUUGUUUAAAGGGAACCUAUUAUGCUUUUUUCCAGAUCCAUAUUUUUAUUCUUGGGCUCUAGUAGAGUAGAUUUGCAUGAUUCACAGUUCAAAAUAGUUCUUGUUUAUUCUAUUUAUCCUCCAGUUCAUGCCAUCUGAAACAAGCCAUUUUAGCUCCUGUCCAUGGAAGACCACUCUCCCUUUAAGAAAUCCCUUUAUGAGCAUCCAGCAUUGUAACAAUAUGUGUGAAUUUAUAACAGAAAAUAAAGUAUUUUCACACAAAAUACUAGUUGAAAUUUUACAACCAAUCUUUGGAUAACUUGAAGUCACCUUCAAGUUAUUUGCUAAAUUACUAACUGAUAAAUGCAGGAUCGUUAGGCAGAUUGAUUGAUGCAAGCCUGUAUUUGAGGUCUUGCAUCGCAGGGUUUUGUGUGUGAUUUGAAUGCACUGAAUUUUUGCCACCUGGCCUGUGAGCUUACGGUGCAUUUGUGGUUGCGAGAGGCUUCGUAGAAACAUCCCAGACGUCUCUUAUCUGCGUGGUGACACCUAAUCAUUUACUGAAAGUCACCAGGUCCGCACUGUUUGCUGCCUUACAGGUGCAGCCUGAUUGUAGCUUACUGAUGUAAGGCAGUAAUCCCCUCGCUCCGUCCUUCAACAGAGUUCAUAUCGUGUUGCCAGGGUGCUUAAAGGCUGAGGUAGGCAGUAAUAUUUUUUUGUGGUUAUUAGACAAAAAAUCCUUUAAUAACCUUUCAGGAUAUUGUAAUUCAAGUGCUCUCAGAGGAAACUAGACCUCUGAACCAUCUCUUCACUCUGUUUUCAGGCUUUAUUAGAUCUAGAUGUCUUUGUUCGAUCACAGGCCUAAUGGCUCCUCUGCAGAUGUGCAGAGGAGUCCUUUGCACAUACUUCAGAUUGUGAAAAGUAGCAGAAAUUCCUGAAGGAAAAUAUGAUUUUCAAAAUUCACUGCUUGCACUGCAUCGCAGGCUGGUUUUUUGUUUUGUGGUUUUCCUUGUAUAUUACCUAAAACUCUGCCAUAGCAAUUGGAAGGUAACAUUUUUGUUUCAUUUAAAAAUACAAAGCCUGAUGGCAUGUUGAAAUCUCAGACUUGCCUGUUGGUGGCAUGUUUUAUGUCUGUUCAAACAUUUCUGCCUCGUGCAGAAAGAACCAAACCUUGUUAAAGACGCCCUAAAAACACG